This is a messenger RNA of Drosophila guanche, 2285 nucleotides long. RefSeq names its product nose resistant to fluoxetine protein 6. NCBI's taxonomy places the organism in Eukaryota, Metazoa, Arthropoda, Insecta, Diptera, Drosophilidae. The record is from RefSeq and is a predicted model, not a curated record. The coding region runs from base 78 to 2270 and encodes 730 amino acids. Gene Ontology annotation, molecular function: acyltransferase activity, transferring groups other than amino-acyl groups. The transcript is spliced from 9 exons.
GAGCUGAAGCCCUCGGACAUAAAAGCAGACAAAUACUGUUAGCCAAACAAUCAAUCGCUGACUACAGACCCCGAGACAUGGGCACCCGAAGACUAGUAAUCCAGCUGCAGCUGUUGUGCUCCCUGGUACUCGUCAGCGUCAGCGCCAGUACCAGUGCCAGCUUUAGUGUCAGCCUUGAGCAUCAACCAAUACCCAUGGCCCCCGUGAACUAUGUUGCCGCAUCGAGACUGCGUCGCUUAGCGGUAGAGUUCUUUGACUGCUAUGAGAACAUUACGCUGGCGGACAUAUCAAUGGAAAUGAAUCAGGAUCCCCGGGCGCUUCCUUCCGCGCAGGAUCUAGAGUGCCUGGCAGACCUGAUGCUACUCACAGAGAACCUGGGCUCAGCAAAGAUCUGGGCACUCAGAAUGAUCGAUUCGUGGGGCUCACUGCCUUCAGGAGUCCUCUACGGAAACUUGAGAGACCUUGGAAACUACGACGAGUGUCUCAAGGUUGAUCACGCUGUCUCCACAAGUCACAGCGUCCGGGGAAAGUACUGCUUUGCCAAGGUCUCGCUCGCCUCGAGCAUUUCGUCGCUACUCAGCAUGAAGGCAGCGGUCUGCUUUCCUGCAUCCUGCUCAGCUGCUCACAUGGACACAAUGCUGCGAAGGCUGUUCGAGAAGUUGCUCAACGUGGAGAUUAGUUCGGACCUGCAGUUGGUGGAUGAGAGCACGUGCAGGACUGCCGAGAGGAAGCCCUAUGAUGGCCUCACCAUAUUCACCAUAGUUGUGCUAUCGGUGUUGUGUGCUUUGAUGGUCCUAUCCACGUUGUAUGACUAUUUAUUCAUUGAGGAUCAGAAACAAUUUUCACCGCUCGUCAAGGCCUUCUCGGCGCGUGCGAACUCGCGUGUACUCUUCCGGAUUGUGGACACCAAGUCGAGCCCCAAUAUUAUUGACUGUCUUCACGGAAUGCGUUGCCUGUCGUUCAUCUGGGUGGUAUACGGCCAUGACUAUCUAGUGGCUGCCAUGGGACCAAAUUUGAACUUGAUCCAAGCAUUUACUUGGACCAAGUCUGCCUACAGCAUGCUGAUUCAGUAUGGGGUUUACUCAGUAGAUACCUUCUUCUUCCUGAGCGGAUUGUUGCUUGUGGUAAUCGCUCUGCGCACCAUGGAGAGGACAAAAGGAAAACUCAACAUACCCAUGAUGUAUCUGCAUCGCUAUCUGCGACUCACACCCGUUCUGGCCAUGGCCAUUCUCAUCUACAUGAAGAUCCUGCCCAUUUCAGGUGACGGACCGCUUUACGGUUCAGUUACUUUCGACAAUUAUACCAUCUGCGAGCAGACUUGGUACUGGUCGCUGUUGUAUGUUCAGAAUUACGCCACGGACACAAUUUGCUUGGGUCAUUCCUGGUAUUUGGCUGUGGACAUGCAACUAUACAUUAUUUCACCUCUCCUUCUGAUUGCCCUGUACAAAUGGGGCAAAAAGGGAGCGGCUGCUAUCUCUGUUCUAAUGCUGCUACUGGCUGCGGGCCUUUUUAUCACAAUGGUCAUUGGCAAGCACUCCAUUUUUUCCCAUACCAGCGAUGCAAUGCCAACGAUAUACUUUUCCACGCACACUCGGGCCUCGCCAUAUCUUGUAGGUAUCCUCUUCGGUUACUUCUUGCACGCGAACCGGGGCGUUGCGGUAAAACUUAACCGCACUGUGGUUUCCCUGGGCUGGCUGAUAAGCCUUGCCCUGCUCUUCACCUGCAUUUUUUCGUUAUAUGGAUACCACAACAACAACAAAGCUCUGCCUAUUGUGAAUGAGGCCUUCAAUCUGACACUGACACGCAUUGCGUGGCCCCUGGGGCUGUGCUGGGUAGUGUUUGCCUGUAUGCACGGCUAUGGCGGCCUGGCCAACAGCUUCCUAUCGUCGCCACUGUGGCAGCCUCUGUCGAAACUUUCCUACUCCGCCUACAUCUUUCACAUGUUCAUCGAGAGUCUCAACGGUGGCAUUACGCGCACCAACACCUUCUUCAGUGACUAUCAAGUGAUGCUUCGUUUCUGGGGCGACUUUGGUUUGACACUGCUGCUCGCCUUCUUCGUUUACAUUCUAAUCGAGGCACCAUUCGGUAAUCUGGAAAACCUCUUGCUGUCCACUCACAGGACCAAAAAAAAACAGCCUGACCUCGACGCGCAGCAAAAGACCGUCGGGGCCAUCGAAGCACCAGCGACUGAUUCCACACCUGCUCCUGCUCUAGUGACGAUCUCGCCCCUGCCUGAAGUAAGAACCAAAGAGAAACCAACGAACAAUUAGUUUUAAAUUUUCAUU